This is a messenger RNA of Erpetoichthys calabaricus (reedfish), 1659 nucleotides long. Its product is annotated as divergent protein kinase domain 1A-like. NCBI's taxonomy places the organism in Eukaryota, Metazoa, Chordata, Cladistia, Polypteriformes, Polypteridae. The record is from RefSeq and is a predicted model, not a curated record.
UAGCUAUCUCGUGUAGGGGUCGCAGAUCGCACACGGCUGGAGAAGGCAGCAGAGUGGAGCGCCUGUCUGUAGCUUGUGCUACCUAAACGGACCAGGACCUGAACUCGCCAAGCUCGCUCGCGCUACCGGUUUCUGGCAUUGAGAGGCUGGGCUGUCGCGCGCUAAUUUGUGUCGGCAAAACCACAUCCUGCCGCGCGCCUUUAUUCGGUAUUAAGAGUGUCCAGCGGUAGGCUGCCCGUGAACAGCUGCAGUGCUGAAGAGAGAGACAAACGACACGGGAGGCAAGCAAAUCCAACACAUACGAACCAGCCACGAGGAAUACUGGAAUGACUGGGUCGAUGUGGUGAGAUGCACAGUGUGCCAUGGCGAAAGGUCUGUGUUCAUGGGCCUGGCUGAGAAAGCCAUACUACAUUCAGGCUCGCUUCUCAUACAUGCGCAUGAAGUAUUUUUUCUUUUCUUGGCUGGCUGUGUUCAUCGGCAGCUGGGUGGUAUAUGUGCAAUAUUCGUCCUAUACCGAACUAUGUCGGGGUCAUGACUGCAAAAGUGUUAUAUGUGAUAAAUACAGAAAGGGCAUAAUUGAUGGUUCAGCCUGUAGCAGUUUGUGUGACAAAGAAACUCUCUAUCUAGCAAAGUGCCUGUCAACAAAACCUAACAACCAGGUUUACACAGGAAACUGGGGAGAUCUAGAAGGUGUAGUGAAAUGUCAGAUGGAGGAAAUCGUCCGUUUCGACUUGGGGGCAGAAAUGGAACCAAGAAAAGAAGCUAUUUUAUUUGAUAAACCAACUAAAGGGACCUCUGUUGAGAAAUUUAAGGAAAUGGUCUUAAGUCACUUAAAGGCUAAAGUUGGUGAUCAAGCAAACUUAAUGGAUCUUGUCAGUCUAAUCAUUUCUGUAGCUGAUGGAAAUAAAGAUGGUCACAUAUCCCUGCCAGAGGCGAAAUCCACAUGGGCACUCCUGCAACUCAAUGAGUUUCUGCUCAUGAUAAUACUCCAAGAUAAAGAGCACACCCCCAAAUUACUUGGAUUCUGUGGGGACCUUUAUGUCAUGGAAAAGGUGCAGUAUACCUCGUUGUAUGGGGUUAAGAUUCCUUGGCUCAUCGAGCUCUUCAUUCCCUCAGGACUUCGUCGAAGUAUGGACCAGUGGUUCACACCUUCGUGGCCGAGGAAGGCCAAAAUCUCAAUUGGGCUUUUGGAGUUUGUAGAGGAUGUCUUCCAUGGGACAUUUGGAAACUUUUUAAUGUGCGAUAUGAGUGCAAACAAUUUUGGAUACAAUGAAAAGCAUGACCUCAAAAUGGUAGACAUGAGGAAGAUAGUUCCUGAAGUUAGUUUUAAAGAUUUUAUUAGAGACCGUCACUGUGAUACUGAUGAUGACUGUGUCUAUGGUUCCGAUUGUAGGACCACCUGUGAUCAGACCAAAAAAAGAUGCACAACAGAAGUAGGUCAGCCCAACCUUGCUAAAGCGUGCCAGUCACUAAAGGACUACCUUCUACGAGGGGCCCCUUCAGAAAUCCAUGAAGAGCUUGAAAAGCAGCUGUAUUCUUGUAUAGCGCUCAAGGGAACAGCAGACCAGAUGGAAAUGGAGCACUCCUUAAUACUAAACAAUUUGAAAACACUGCUGUGGAAAAAGAUUUCACACACUAAAGACUCCUAAAGUGCUGAAA